AUGCAGCCCAGCCCAAUAAGAGAUACAAAUUGGUCAUCUUUAAUCGCCUUCCGUCGUUCUCCGCUGAGUUGCGUAAUGGCUACGGCUUCACCUGCUUUAAGCAAUACUAGUGCGGAUACUACCUCAAACACCGCAUCAAUACUUCUAAGAACCUCCGCGGCCUUAACAAGCCCAAAUGCAUCAAGUGUGGCAAUGUCGCUCGUUCCAGGUGUCCGUAUCAGGCAUGCAAAAGUUGCUGUGCAAAAAGCUCAAAAUCCAUGCCAUAUACACGUGUUGAAGGGCAAUUCAUCAUUUCCAGAUAAGACAACAUCCUCAACCUCAUCUUUCAACUUUCAGCACUCAAAUGAGACAUCCUCAUCAGGGAAUGCACAUAGAGUCACCUCACUCAGACAACUCUCCAACAAUUUCGCUCAGUUCAACAAUUUGCAAACUCCUGCACGUGCAAAGAAGCCACUCACAAGAAAGGAGGCAUCUCAGAUAAACGAGUGGCGGUUUUCAAAGUUGAAAGAAUACAAAGAUAGAAACAUGGAAAUCGAAAACGAAUCUUUCGAUAGAUAUUUAAAAAAUAUCAGUUUAUUGGAGGACGUGUUUGCCCUAAAUUCCAAUUUAGAAGGAGAGAAUGAAACAGUGGUAUCAAAAUUGAAAAUUAUAAGAAGCGAAAACUUGAGGGAUAGGAUGCGGUUCAUUGUGAACAACGGUUUAAAAAAUCUGGAAACUGAGACCCAAGAAACCAACACCACCACUGGGCCUAAGAAGGCCCGGUAUUCUGGUCUGGUUGAACUCAAUAAAAAACUAACAAAUGCCAGAACCGCUGAAGAUUUGAAAUCUUGUCGGUUACUCAAGUCUCAACUCCUCGAUCGACCCGAGGAUGCUGAACCAGACCAAAAGUCAUUAAAAUGGUUUACUACAGUUACGAUUCAUCAAGAAGCUCUUGGUCAUAUUGAUGACCGGUUUAAUGGCCUUAAGGAGAUUCAGCAGCUUUAGAUUGUGCUAAUUAAUUAUGUUGUAUAACUGGUUACUCUUCUUAGUUAAAUAAAACACCGGUGGUUGGUUGAUUUUGUUUUGUUUUGAUGAG
Molecule: messenger RNA, 1075 nt
Organism: Lactuca virosa
Lineage: Eukaryota; Viridiplantae; Streptophyta; Magnoliopsida; Asterales; Asteraceae
Source: the annotation of a GenBank genome assembly